AUGAAUCCACCAAAAAAAAACUUUAGAGAAAACUGUUUCAGAAGAGUUAGAGAAGAUAGGACUCGUUUGCUGUGGAAGUUGAGGCUCUCUGAUUGUCAAUCUUCUGAUCGAAAGGAGAUUAUCAAUUCUGCUUUCCAGGAUAUUGUAACUGACGAAUUGAAAAAAAUUGAGGAUUGGUCGAGAAACCUCUCGGGGAAUCAGACUGUAACUCCUGAUUCUGAUGAUAUAUUAUGGGAAUAUGAUGAGCAAGGUCUUAAAGAUGUUUAUGAAGGUGAUAGUGAAGAGAUUUUGUUGGAAAUGCAACAGAUAUUUUACAAGGAUUUGUGUUCAGAGACUACUACUACAGUAAAUGGAUCGUAUGUUCAGAACCAAACAUGGGAAGACGAGGAAGAUGAUUACUUGGCCACCUUGGUUUCUCACAAUAUGUGUUUAAAUAGUGAACUGGAGCUAAAACAGAUAUGGUGUCCGAUAUGCAAGAAAGGAAAGCUUAUGGAGAAUCACCGACACAUCUACUGCAACAUGUGUAAUAUGCAGCUGAACAAAGGCCAAGAGGUUAAUCUGGACAUUCUGCAAGAACGGUUAGCAGAAGCGCACGCUGAGCAUCUCGAGGGAGGAUGCAGAUUGAAACCCGAGUUCAGUGUUCAGACUAACUAUAAUUUGAAGGCGUUAUACAUAACAUGUGAAGCUUGUAAUACAUUUGAGGUUGUUGUAUAAGCUAUUAAUAACUUCAAAAGAGAUGGGUUCACAUAAUUUUUCCUGUAUAUAACUCCCGGAGAUCAUUAGGCACGGUGGAAUUCUGCAAAUGUCGCUUAUUAACCUUA
Molecule: messenger RNA, 821 nt
Organism: Camelina sativa (false flax)
Lineage: Eukaryota; Viridiplantae; Streptophyta; Magnoliopsida; Brassicales; Brassicaceae
Source: RefSeq, a predicted model, not a curated record